Aspergillus alliaceus is the source of this 505-nucleotide messenger RNA. RefSeq lists its product as uncharacterized. The transcript has a single exon. NCBI's taxonomy places the organism in Eukaryota, Fungi, Ascomycota, Eurotiomycetes, Eurotiales, Aspergillaceae. Bases 168 to 437 code for a protein of 89 amino acids. The record is from RefSeq and is a predicted model, not a curated record.
GUGAAUCUGGCUCCUCGCAGCUCUACCUCUACUGGGCCGGAUUGAACCUUACAGCGACAGUCUUUGAAUAGCCACAGGGAAUGGAAUUUGCAAAGGAGGUUGAGAGCAAAAUGUAUCGACGUUAUUUGUAAGGCUCCAUUCCCCGCGUGGAGCGGUCGAAAGCACGAAUGUGGACCUGUAUGCAUGGCUGGACUUCUCUGCAGAAGGACAGAGGAGUCUUUCCGAUUGCCAUUAGUUUCCUCACCGGCACAAUUAUGAUGAUCGCUGGCAGAAAGACUUUGAGAAGAAGCGAGUCCUAUUUCGCGAUGACCCGUGGGAUAUCCAUAUGGUUGCUAGAAAAAUUCGAUCGCAUCUGUGUACGGCAAACAUAUUUGGUGCGACGCUGUUUAUCGGAUGUAAUAGAAAAAGGGGUAGAAGAGGUAUCCGUAAAAAAAUAAAGGACAGUCUCAUCAUACCCCGAUAACCAUUUCACUAUGGGUCUGGAUGGAUAAUAAUGUUAUUUUUG